Messenger RNA from Pelagomonas calceolata, 2148 nucleotides. NCBI's taxonomy places the organism in Eukaryota, Pelagophyceae, Pelagomonadales, Pelagomonadaceae. The record is from the annotation of a GenBank genome assembly.
GGCCAAAAGGCCGGCGCGCACCGGGCGCGGCUGCAAAGGGGAACCGCGGGCGCGUCAAAAAAAGCUCUCAGAACAUCGCUGCGCCGAGACGCGCGUCAACACAUCGAUCGCGCGUCGUGCCGCAACAAGUUGGGCAAGCUCUCAGCACUGCCUGGACGGCGACGCCGCACGCGGGACGCGCUAGCGCACGCCACCGCUUUGCAAACUCUCAGCACUGCUGGACGGCGCGCGCGCAAGCGAACGCAUCGCUCGCCAAAAAGAAUGGCGCACCCCCUCGCGCUCGACGCCGCCACGACGCUAAGACUCCCACAAGCUCUGGAAGAGGCCGAGACGCAUUAUCUGCGAGCGCUGAAGGCGGCACUAGCAAGAGACGACGCCGUGCAGGUCGUGGCAGCCCCCCCAAACGCGGACGCGGGCGCCGUCGGCGCGCUCUUCCACGCCUUGAAAAGACCCCUCGUCUAUGCGACUGACGGCACGGCCAGUUGUGAACGCGCGGCGGGCGCCAUGCGUUCUUCCGGUUGUGGUGUCACCAUACUAACGAGUAGGAGGCGCGCCUGCACGAAUGAAGACAUACAAACGUCAGCCCAGAGCGACUUUGAGGUCCUGAGGCGGGCCGCGGGGCGGAAAAGUGAAGACGUGCCUGUCAAGAGGCGCAAAUUAGAUGCAUGCGCCUACGCCCAAUCUCGUAAAGAUGCCGAUGCAUCGGACGUGAUUGUACUGGAUGCGCGGCUCAUCCUCGAUCCCCGGUCUUCACUAGCUCUACCAGAUAAAGCUGUGGUGUUGUUCGACGAUGCGGUGGAUGUGGAAGGUUUAGCGAGAUCGUUAGCUUCUGUCAGAGUCGACGACGCACUCCUAGAAAGAGCGGACCGCGAGUGCGCGCGCCUCGACAGAAAGGCUUCGAAGUCGGAGACGGAGUGCAACCGCGACUACGUGAAAGUCUCGCAGAGCAAGACGACGCCGCCCUCAUCAAUAUGUGGCGUCUGCGGGUUGGCGUCGUCGGUAGAUGCCGAUGCUGAUACGACGCGGGUCCCGGGCGACUGCCGGCGGGCGCACCACUUUCUUAGAAGAGUGAGAACCUUCAUCAAACAUCUGAAACAGGCCGCAAAGACGUGCAGCGCCAAGGCAUUCUUGUUAGAAAUAGCCGAGUCGACGUCCGGCGAGACGCUGGCAGCUUUUCCUCGCAGAUUAGCCUCUCUCAGGAACGCCCUCAAAUGCCAGGGAGCGGGUCCGAAGGCCCAGGCGUUGGACGAGGUCUGCGCCUUCGCUCGGCUCGUGACGCGCGUACCGGCGUUAGUUGUCGAGGGCAAACGUCUCGAGUGCCUGGACGCGCGACGAGCCUUGGACGAACUGCGGUUUUCCCAGCCGUUGAUUGUCGCGGCGACCUGUGCUGCGGAGGUUGUAGCGAAAUUGUUGAGAUGCGAGCCGCCGGAGCCGGCUCUAGCGACGGCUCGGUCAGCAUUACCAGUGGUAGUAGCAAGAGGCGCGGACCAGCUCUCGCUCACGACGGGCCAGGGCGCGCUGCGGAACGACCCGACGCAGGCGCGGAACUACGGCACGUUAGUCGCCGACGUGGCUGACAGUGUGCCAGAUAAUGUGGUCUGCGUUUUUCCGACGAGCGAGGACAUGGAGAGCGCGCUCGUCACGUGGGACUCUACAGGAGCGAUGAGAAAAAUACUGCAGAAGAAGCUCGUCACUUGUGCUGUUGGCGAUGAAUCUGAGACGUCGAAAGCCUUGGAGGUCUUUUGUCGAUGCGCCGAUCGAGGUCGGGGUUGCGUGUUUUUUUGUGCCGCGUCUUCGGCGGCGUUGAGCUGUGCGAUAGGAUGUGCUAGAACCGUGAUCUUCGCGGGCGUGCCCCUGGAGCCCAUGAGCGAAGCGGUCCGCGCUAGGUUGGAUCGCGCGCUCUGUGAUUUACAACUGCGCGAGUCCGACCACUUGGCCGCGCGAGCGGCUCUGAUGACGCGGGGGGCUCUCUCAAGGGCGGAAGCUGUUGUACUGGCGGACCAGCGCUUCGCGCGCGCGGCCCAUCGAAACCAUCUGCCAAAGCACGCGCGCGACGCGGCUUUAAGAGAUGGGGGCUCGGCGGACGCGGCCGUGUCGGCGCUGCGGGCGCGGUUCCGGGGCAGUACGGGCUAACUUUUAGGAACUUUA